AUGGAGGGCCGCGCGAGCCCCCCGGCCGAGCCCCGCGCCCGCCCCGCCGCGGCGGUGCUGUGCCGCGGCCCCGUGGAGCCGCUCAUCUUCCUUGCCAACUUUGCCCUGGUCCUGCAAGGCCCGGUCACCACGCAGUACCUCUGGCACCGAUUUAGUGCUGACCUCGGCUACAAUGGCACCCGCACCCGAGCUGGCUGCAGCAACCACAGCCAGAACCCCAUCAUGCAGGAAGUGGAGACCCUCACCUCCCACUGGACCCUCUACAUGAACUUGGGUGGCCUCUUGGUGGGGCUCUUCUCGUCCACCCUCCUGGGGGCCUGGAGUGACCACGUGGGCCGCCGCCCGCUGCUGGUGCUGGCCUCGCUCAGCCUGCUGCUCCAAGCCGUGGUGUCCAUUUUUGUGGUACAGCUGCAGCUCCACGUCGGCUACUUCGUGCUGGGCCGCAUCCUUUGUGCCCUCCUGGGCGAUUUCAGUGGCCUCCUGGCUGCUGGCUUCGCCUCCGUAGCAGAUGUCAGCUCCAGCCACAGCCGCACCUUCCGAAUGGCCCUGCUGGAGGCGUGCAUCGGGGUGGCAGGGAUGCUGGCGAGCCUUCUUGGGGGCUACUGGCUGCGGGCCCAGGGCUAUGCCAACCCCUUCUGGCUGGCCUUGGCCUUGCUGAUAGUCAUGACUCUGUACGCAGCCUUCUGCUUUGGGGAGACGGUGAAGGAGCCAACCCAGACGCGGCUCUUCACACUGCGUCACCACCGCUCCAUCUUCCGGCUCUAUGUGUCCGCGUCCCCGGAGAAGUCCAGGAAACACCUGGCCCUGUACUCCUUGGCCAUCUUCAUAGUCGUCACUGUGCACUUUGGGGCCCAGGACAUCAUGACCAUCUAUGAGCUGAGUGCACCCCUCUGCUGGGACUCCAAGCUCAUUGGCUACGGUUCAGCAACUUACCACCUCCAAUACCUCACCAGCCUGCUGGGCCUGCGGCUCCUCCAGCGCUGUCUGGCUGAUGCUUGGGUGGCCGAAGUCGGCCUGGCCCUCAACAUCCUGGGCAUGGUGGUCUUUGCAUUCGCUACCGUCACAGCCCUCAUGUUCACAGGGUAUGGGUUUCUCUUCCUGUCGUUAAUCACCACACCUGUUGUCCGGGCCAAGCUCUCCAAGCUGGUGAGCAAGUCGGAGCAGGGUGCACUUUUCUCCGCGGUGGCCUGCAUCAAUAGCUUGGCCAUGCUGACAGCUUCCAGCAUCUUCAAUUCCCUCUACCCAGUCACGCUGAACUUCAUGAAGGGCUUCCCCUUCCUCCUGGGCGCCGGCCUCCUCUUCAUCCCGGCCAUUCUGAUUGGGGUGCUGGAGAAGGUGAAUCCUCAUAGUGAAUUCCAGCAGUUUCCCAGGAGCUCCUGACCUGUUUGGGCCAGAGGUCAGGGGACACGAAUGGAGCAGUCACCUCCUGGAAAGACCCUUCAGGGGUCCCAGCCCACAGCAGCCCCAGCAGUUUCUGCAAAGUUGGACCAAACUACCUCAGCCACAGGGUGCCAACAACUCCGGAAUGUCAUCAGACCUCACAGGCCCAUCAGCACCUGCCACCACGGGGGAUGGGUGGUGGGUGGGUGGGGGUACCCUUGAGGGGCCUGCUGGUACAGGAGGGCUGGCUCUCCACUUCAGCCCAAACAGGGAAGGCUACGGGGCUCAGGUGAUGAUGUGACACCAGCCACCACUCUAGUGACGAGCAU
Molecule: messenger RNA, 1709 nt
Organism: Echinops telfairi (small Madagascar hedgehog)
Lineage: Eukaryota; Metazoa; Chordata; Mammalia; Afrosoricida; Tenrecidae
Gene: SLC46A1
Product: solute carrier family 46 member 1
Exons: 5
Coding region: 1-1380 (459 amino acids)
Biological process (GO): transmembrane transport
Cellular component (GO): plasma membrane
Molecular function (GO): transmembrane transporter activity
Source: RefSeq, a predicted model, not a curated record